AUGGUGGCCAUCUACCGGAAUGGCAUGCAAGUUCAUCUGGCAAGUAUUGCAACCAACAAGAUGGCGACUGAGCUUACGCAGUUUCUGGACACCAAUCUUCCGGCGCCAGAUGCCGCUGGCAGCGAAGAUGUACAGGACAGGUUUCACUUGAAGCCGCGGGACCGAGCUCUGCCCAAGCCUUGGCUGCUGGGCAUGCUGCAAGCGUGCACCCAAAGCUGGUACGAUGUCUUGCUGACGAUCGUUGUAUUGCUGGUGAGCCUAUGGUUCUUGUGCGCCACUCCUAGCGAUGAUUCUGCCGGGGCCGCCUCAUCAAGGAUUGCAGGACGUUCUUCCUUUGCCUUCUCGUCCUGUGAUUUGCCGGCUGUAGUCGAGAUCUGA
Molecule: messenger RNA, 378 nt
Organism: Symbiodinium pilosum
Lineage: Eukaryota; Dinophyceae; Suessiales; Symbiodiniaceae
Source: the annotation of a GenBank genome assembly